Messenger RNA from Pelagomonas calceolata, 1386 nucleotides. NCBI's taxonomy places the organism in Eukaryota, Pelagophyceae, Pelagomonadales, Pelagomonadaceae. The record is from the annotation of a GenBank genome assembly.
GGGCAGCAAAAAAGGGCACAGUGAUCGCCUACGCGCGCAUUGAGCAGCGGCACAGAUCGGCCUGGUCAUACACUAACGUGUCUGCACAGCUUGGCGCAAUUCACUCGUCUGUUAAGGGCUCCCAGCACAGCUGCCGCUGAGCACUGACUGCUGAUGCGCCGUCUCAUCGCAGCCAUGGUAAUGCUCACCACGGCCCGCGCCGUGAGCACGGCCUGGUGGCGGUCGAUCGGCGCGCCCAAAUAUAUCUGCGCCCCCAUGGUUGAUCAGUCGGAGCUGGCCUUCCGCGAGCUGUCGCGGCGCUACGGCGCCGGGCUCUGCUACACGCCCAUGCUGCACGCCGGUCUGGCCGCGGGCGACUCCGGGAUCCAAUAUCUCGAACGCCAGUUCACGACGCGGCGUGGCGACUGGCCGCUGGCCGCGCAGUUCGCCGGCCACGACGCAUCGGUGGUCUGCAGGGCGGCCGAGCGGACUCUUCAUCUAGCGGGCGAUAAUGUCGACAACGUCGUGGCGCUCGACCUCAAUUUGGGCUGCCCGCAGCAGAUCGCGCGCAGGGGACGGUACGGCGCGUGGCUCUGGGAGCGCGACGCCGACGCGGCCGUCGGCGUGAUCCGGGCGCUGCGGACGCAAUUUGCGACUGAUGAGCGUGUUGUUACGGCGAAGGUCAGAAUAUUACCUCCGGGCGACGAGAACGCCGUCCGGGAGACGGCGGACCGGUGCCUGCGCCUCGCCGAUGCCGGCGCGUCGCUCAUAUGCGUGCACGGCCGGACGCGCGAGCAGAACAAGCAGCUCUCCGGCGCGGCGAACUGGGCGUCAAUAAAAGCGGUGCGCGAGGCGCUGGCGGCACGCGACGUCGUGACCAUCGCUAAUGGUGGAAUCGGCGACCUGGGAGACGUAGUGGCGGCCGCCGAGGCGACGGGCUGCGACGCCGUCAUGUCCUCGGAAGGUCUGCUGGCGAACCCCGCGCUCUUCGUCCGCAACCGCGACGCAGACGAUGCGUACGUCGGCGCGCGGCGCCUGGCGCGCGAGUACCUGGCGCUGGCCGAGGACACCGGCGCGGAGACGUCGGACGCGCGGGGCCACCUCUUCAAGAUCCUUCACGGGGGCCUGACGGCGCGCGUGGACCUGCGGACGGCGCUCUCGACGGCCUCUUCGUUAAACGACAUGUGCGCCGUCGUCGACGCGCUCGACCAGGCGGACCCGGACGGAUCACUGGAGGCGCGGCACGACGACGCGUCCGACCGCAAGAGCUGGUACUGGCGGCACCGCGUCGCGAAGGUCGUUGAGCGCGACCCGGCCAUCGUCCAGGCGCGCCUCCAGCGCAAGCUUCGGAAGAGCGAGCGGCGGAACGCGGCGCGGCGGCGCGCUGCUGCUGCUGGGGUGAGUUAA